AUGAUCUCUUCGACGCCGACAACACUCAGUCGGAUUCCGACACGAGCACCGCCCAAGUCCAAACGCCGUCAGCAGCGGUACCGCGACCAGAAGCGCGAGCACCUCGAACACCUCGAGAACGACGUCCAACAGCUGCAUCGCACCAUCGCACGCUGCGAGGGCCAGCUCGAGGUCUUGCGCGUCUCCGUGUGUUCGCACGACGGAGCGCUCCACACUGCAGCCGAGUUCUUCUCGCUUUUUCGCCACGGAUACCACGUCCCGCGACCGCACUUGAAGCAGCGACAAGACGCGUUUCUACGCAGCGUGAUGCGGCCCGACUUGGUCAUUAUGAACGAGAGAGGCCUCGAGAAGCUUUUCGCCCAGUGGCAGGCGUACUAUCAGCUCUUUCCGUGCUUUGAGAUGGUGACGCCGGCGCUCGACGUGCUCGUGUGCGACGAGACGCGUCUCGUGCGCGCACCUGCGACGCUGCAUCUGCGUCUCUCUCGCUACGCCCUCGAGAGUCUCUGUCCACACGUCUUGCAGAACGAACGGCUCGUCCAGCGCUUGGUGGGUCAAGUGCUCUCGAUGCCAACGAUGAUCCAUUUCCAUUUUCAAGACGACGGGACGAUCGGCCAGAUGGACACGUCGACCAAUAUCGUGGCGGCGCUCAUCGGUCUUUUGGGCAGCACCGAGGAGGCGCUUGCCGUGUCGGACGGUGCGCAGAUCAAGGCAAAUGGCGAGCUGCCGAUGCUGUAG
Molecule: messenger RNA, 735 nt
Organism: Saprolegnia parasitica CBS 223.65
Lineage: Eukaryota; Oomycota; Saprolegniomycetes; Saprolegniales; Saprolegniaceae
Exons: 2
Coding region: 1-735 (244 amino acids)
Source: RefSeq, a predicted model, not a curated record